UCCCCCUUGGAGGGUCCCCAUCAUAGGUUGUGGUAAGCACACUAGCAAUGGUUGUGGGACAAAACACAGUAAACGGAAGGUAUUGUGAAUCUGAAUUCACGUCCGGAUUUCACGAAGUCGGCGGUGACAUCGCUGGAUUUCUACCAAGGCUAGAACUGUCCCUUUCACUAGAGCAUACGUUUGGCUUCUUGAUCUGUGAUAGGCCGGUAUUGCUGUUGGGAAGAUUCGCUGGUAUGAGCUAACAUGGAAACCAAACCAUUCCUUUCUUUUGGCUUCCUCAAGAGCCAAUGCUCGGUAGCCCCACCUCCUCAGCGAUGGUGCCCGGGGGAGACAGGCGGCUCGCCCACAGCAUGCUUGUGCCAAACAGGCAUUUGCCCACUUCACCAGCACAGGAGACCCACAGCCCCCUCCGGUCAGCUGUCCUCACCAUCGCUCAGCUCACACCACGCCCAUAGGGGAAUGGGUGCUCACCCCUUGCACCCAUCUUUGCUCAUCCCGUCCUCUGUGAGCUCCUCAGGCCCUCCACACUCACCCAUCUGCACCCUGAGCUCGCCCAUCACCAGCCUGGCUUUGCCCUUUUCUGUCAGCAGCCGUCCAGCGGGACACCACUCUACCUCCUCCAGCAUGGGCUUCAGCCCGCAGCUCAGCUUCCCAGUGAUCUCCAGUAGCAGCAGCAUUAUCAGCACAGAGGACAUCAAACCCCCACUGGGCCAAAACAGAGUGCUAAAGGUUCCUGCUCAGCCCACAUGCACCUGUCUCUCCCUUAACAAACACAUCUGUGCCAUCUGUGGAGACCGCGCCUCAGGUAAACACUAUGGAGUAUAUAGCUGUGAAGGUUGCAAGGGCUUCUUCAAGAGAACAGUGAGGAAAGAGCUGACGUACACCUGUCGAGACAACAAGGACUGUCUGAUUGACAAGCGCCAACGCAACCGAUGUCAGUACUGCCGCUACCAGAAGUGUCUGGCCAUGGGCAUGAAGAGAGAAGCUGUGCAGGACGAGCGCCAGAGAGCCAAGGAGAAGAGUGAGAGUGAGGCGGACUCGUUAGGUUGUGCUAACGAGGACAUGCCUGUGGAGAGGAUAGAGGAGGCGGAGCUCGCUGUGGAGCCAAAGACCAAGACAUACAUCAAGGGGAGCCUGGGCGUGCCCACCAACUCACCCAACGACCCUGUGACCAAUAUAUGCCAGGCAACAGACAAGCAGCUCUUUACCUUGGUGGAGUGGGCCAAGAUGAUCCCCCACUUCUCAGAGCUGGCUCUGGACGACCAGGUCAUCCUCCUAAGAGCAGGGUGGAAUGAGCUCCUCAUAGCUUCUUUCUCCCAUCGCUCCAUCACUGUGAACGACAGCAUUCUGCUGGCAAACGGACUCCAAGUGCAUCGCAACAGCGCCCACAGUGCAGGGGUGGGGGCCAUCUUUGACAGAGUGCUGACUGAGCUGGUGUCUAAAAUGCGAGACAUGCAGAUGGACAGGUCUGAGUUAGGGUGCCUUCGAGCCAUCGUUCUCUUCAACCCAGACUCCAAAGGCUUGUCAAACCCAGGGGAGGUUGAGGCUCUCAGAGAAGGGGUGUAUGCUUCACUGGAGGCGUACUCUAAACACAAAUACCCUGAUCAACCAGGAAGAUUUGCCAAACUGUUACUUCGAUUGCCAGCCCUACGUUCCAUUGGCCUCAAGUUUCUGGAGCACCUGUUCUUCUUCAAACUGAUAGGGGAUACACCCGUUGACACAUUCCUCAUGGAAAUGUUGGAAGCUCCACACCAAAUGACGAAACAGCACUGCAGUUAAAGACUGUCUGUCCAAUACUUGCCUCAAAACGAAGAGAACUGGUAAUUUGCCUGAUUGACAGACUGUAAGUUUGAACACAAGAACUAGUGGACCGCAAACCUAUGGCUUUGUUUAAUGUACAGUAGGUGUAUUUAUCAUAGUUUUGUGUCAAAGAGAAAUGUCUUGAAGGCCCAGAGCCUGCAACAACUCAAAGCAUGAGACCUUUUUCACAAUGAAUGAUAAUGUCUUCUCGCUUCAGAUUCAACACUGAACAUUGUUAUAACUGAUCAAGACUCCGUGCCACAAACCAGCGACCUCAUCAUCCUCCUGCCUUAGACAGGUCUACCUCUUGUAGUCAUUCUCAUAUUCUGUGAUAAUAACAACAUGGUCCGGCCAAACUCGUUGUCUAGGAUGAUCUCCUGUUAUACAUGUAACCCCCACCUCAGUCUCUCAUAGUUGGUCUUCUCCUCCUCAAUGAGAAUGUUCUCAUGUGACUAUAUACGGCAGACAAGAGGGUAAUGCAUUUUUAACUGGAACCCCUUGACAGGGAAAAUGGUUCAGGUAACUUCAGCUCAAAACCAAGGGUAUUUUUUCUACUCCUAGCACUUAACUUUGUCAAGCAGAGAAUGGCUCCAGUCAGUAGCUCACUGUGAGGACAGAGGAGGCUGAUGGGAGGAGCUAUAGGAGGACGGGCUCAUUGUAAUGGCUGGAAUGGAAUGAAUGGAACGGUAUCAAACACAUCAACCAUAUGGAAACCUCAUGUUUGACUCCGUUCCAUUUAUUCCAUUCUAGCUAUUACAGUGAGCCCAUCCUCCUAUAGCUCAUCUCACCAGCCUCCAUUGUAUGACUAGCAUGCAACUGUAGUGGGGAGCAUCAAUAAAGGGGUCAGUCUUCACUAAUGAUAAUUCACAUAUCAACAUGUAGUGCUCAUUUCUGUAUUGCUAUGGGGUUUUAUGCUGCUGCUGUUUGCUUUGUGUCAGUAUUUCCAAAGAGUAGCAGUGGUAAACAUCUUCCAAUGUAUAGAAUGAUGCGUAGGUGUGUAGGUCAGUGUUUCCCAACACCAGUGCACGAGUACCCCCUACAGCAAACAUUUUUGUUGUAGCCCCAGACAAACUCACCUGAUUCAACUCAUUGAUGGCCUGAUGAUUAGUUGACAAGUAGAAUCACGUGUGCUUGUUUGGGGCAACAACAAUGUUUACUGGUGGGGGUACUGGAGGAAUGGAGUUGGGAAACAAUGGUGUAGGGGACUGUCUGUAAGUGACUCUCUGUAGUGUCUGAGAGAUAUAAUACACACAUAAGGUCUCUGCCGCCAACUGGUGCAUCACACAAAAGUAAUGCAACUGUCCAAGUACAUUAGGACAUGAGAAGAAAGCAGUGUUGUAAUUACUCAUUGCUAAAAUGUGUUACAAUGUUACUUACAGCAGUAACCCUAUCCAUAACUCCUAAAGCUAACCAAUCCUAUCAUACAUUAUUCAAGUGUAAUACUGGGUAAGUGCAAUACUUGUUACACUGUAAUACCAGGAAUAGUUACACUGUGAUAAGGGCACUGUAAUUUAAAUUGUAACCCACAUUUCCCAGUCCAUGCAUAACAGAAGACAGACGAGAAUAAUGAUUGAUGAGAUCAAAAGACGGCAGAGAAUUUUUAAAAAUUGUUUCAGUCAGAAGUACAAUAUUCAGGCAGAGCAGCCAGGAAUAUUUUUGGAACCUCAGAUUUAUUUGAAUUGUAUUUAUUUUAACCUUUAUUUGAUCAGGGAGUCAUACUGAGACCAAGAGCCCUGAAUAACAGAAAUGACAGAAAUACAGUUAUAACAAACAGUUAAUUUAAAAAUGAAAUAACCACCAAUAAAUGAACAAUAGCAGCAAACAUAGCCUGCAUCUCGUUCAACCACGUUUUUUGAAGCAGAUCUAUUAGUUUGUAUUUUAGCAUCAUCAAUGCUUACUGAGCCACUCAGGACUGGUGUAUUUAGGAUGAACAAUAAUCUUGUUUUGUUUUUCCUAAUUUAAAACAUGGCAACAUGUCGUUUAAAUGGGAAAUCUACAUCCAUUUUUGGUAUUUUAAAAUAAUUAUAUAUAGCCAUUUAAUAUUGAAGAAUAUAGGUUAUAAAUGUCUCAUGAGCUAAGUUCAACUGUCUUACUCCAUCAAACUGUUGUUUACUGGGAAGUAAACCAAGAACAAAUGUAGUACAUAGGGAUGUUUAAUGAUUUAUUUAUUCACUGUCUUUAUUUGACCUGUUCUGUUUAGAGAGCAUGUAUUAUUGGCUUACCUGAGCAGAAAACUCGCUGCAGACCUGGCUACAUUUACACAUGCUGCUCCAGGCCAGACCAUACUCUAGGCCAGUUAUAGCUGAUGUCACAUUUUGCAAUGCACCCAUGCACCAAUUCAACCCAAUGAACCCAUGAUGUCGAUUCCCCAAUGAUGUAUAGUUUUAAGUCAUGUGUUUGCCAUGUCUUGUACAACUUGUUCGUUUUUAUAAUGUAAUACAAAUAUGAAUGGUGUUAGCUAUAAAGGUGGCGAGGUGUGUAUACACUAUUCUGAUGGCCUUCUCUGCCUGUGCAAAUAGGAAGUUUAUCAUCAGCUUGUACUUCACUGUUACUUAUUAAAGGCCUGGAAGCUUUUCAAUAGUAAAACAUUUCUUAUGAUACUCAUUUAAACAGAGGACCCAAUUAUGUGUAGGGUACAGCCUCUGUCAGCACAGUGUCUAGGGUACACUGUUUAAAUAAGUAUCAUAAAUGUUUUACUAUUGAAAAGCUAUAUGCCAACUAUCUGUAAUAUGCUAUGUGUAUGUGUGAUGCUGAGGGCAAUAUGUAGACUGUUAUGUGACAUGCAUACCUCUAGAGGGAGACAUUGCUUUUUUGUAAAGUGGCAUUGACAAAACUAGUACAGGAGGAGCAUAGUGAAUUGGGGGGAUAUCACAGCCAAGACAGCCAAAGACGUGGCACAUUUUUAAUAAGGUAUAUCCUGCUUUUCCCAAAGCUCAAAGCACUAAUACCGCUACCCCUAAUUAUUACUGAUUGAAUGUGACAUUAAUAUUUCUGCAAAACUCCUUUUUUUUUUUUUUACUGAUCAUAAGUUACUGGUGUUGGCAGUCCAAUAAGCAGUCCUGCCAGUUCUGGUAGUCUGGAUUGAAUUUAGAGGUAAUGUUCAACAUGGCUCAGUCUCACUCAGGUUGAAGUGAUGUGUGUUGACAUGACUAAUCAUAUCCAGGGGAGUAUUUGUCUCCGUUGCCCAAAGAAAAAGGUAAUUAGUGUUAUUUUUAAGUUGAUAAGGCUGUUAUGAAAUGGUGAUUGGGGAAGAGGCAAAGCAUCUUUGCAGAACAAUGUUGUCAAAGAAACCUAACUGUGACUUUGGUCAGGUCACUUAAUAUGACUGAGAAUGUUUAGCCGGAGUACAUCUCAAAGUCAAGAAUUCUGUUUGAGAGGACGACUAAAGACAUUUGCUCACAUUUCUAGUACAGUAGGUUGUAUAGUUUUUCUGUUUUAACCCUAACCAUAACCAUACAGAGGUAAUACUGAAAUGUAACCCCUGAGGAUAUUGUGUCCUAGAAGUUAAGAGUUAGAGUUAAUUUUAUAAUUUUGGUGAGUGAAUGACAGCACUGAUGUUGCCUCAAUUUCGGACAAUUUGAAUGACGUUUGCAGCAGCUUCCUGAAACGAUGUAUAAGAAAGGCUGACAGGUUGUGUUGACAGGACGUUUUUCAAAAUGUCAACCUGGCCGGUCCUAAUUCUGGAGUUUAUGCUGGGCAUAUUGUCUCAUGCCUCAUCGGCCGCCAUCUCUCUGGUCUCGUUGAUGUCCUCAUAGAGAGUUGGGCUGCGAUGUCUCUUUGAAUUAAGCGGAGCUAUAGGGAGCCCCUAACUAAUGUGCCAGUCUUUGUCAAGUUUCCUCAGUCCUCAUGGCUGUUUUCCCCCUCAGAGCUUCUUCACUAACAAAACAUCAUAGCCCAGGGUAAAGAGACGAAUGUCUGAUGUAUCUCUGCCGGGAUCCCCGGCUCUCUGACAUCCAGUCCCUCCUACCAUUAUCUGCUAAUUGACAGGCCCUAUCAGCCUGCUGGUGGCCACAGCUGACAAGUGUGAGAAGGCUGAGGUGAGGUGGUAGGAAAAUGCCAGUCAUUGCAGGAUUAUCAGCACAAAGGCCAACAACAUAGCAGUAAUCUGACCUGGCUGUAGCUAGCUGGUGGGACUCACUCUCUUUCUGGUGCAGCAGAUCACACGCACACACACACACACACACACACACACACACACACACACACACACACACACACACACACACACACACACACACACCCCUUGUUGCUUCUUCUUUCUCUGCCUCCACUGUCUGAUCAUUUCAUACUCCACAAUGACAUUUAGUGAUUAAUUAAGAUAGGUGUGAGAUUGGCUGAAGACCGAUACCCCCUCCCCUUAUUGCCUCCAUAACAUGUCUGGGAAAGACAGGGUCACCCUAUGCCCCACAAUACCCACUGUACACACACACACACACACACACACACACACACACUUCAGGUCCCAUGGCUGUUGACUGUCCAGCCAGUGUGCCUGAGGCCUGCCUGCCUGCCUGUCCUGUCUGAGUCCUUCUCAGCAUUGUUAAAUUCAGCCUCAGUGUUCACGCGCUCUAUGAAAUAAAAAGAGACUUCUGGCUCAGCCCAGACUGACCAUGCUGCUCUCGCCUCCCUUUUCCCUGCCUCUGUAUGGUAAGGAGAGUGUUGGGUAAACGGACGUCAUAUCAGGUUACAUUAGGUUAUGAUAACAUUAUUAUAUUGACCAACAGUUUCUAUUUGACUGUACACUUCAAAACAAGUCGUUUCUUGUAGCACUUGAACUCUUGUUGAAAUGGACACUUAGAAUAGGCCUUGAUACUGAGAUGAUUACAGCUUACAGAUGAUUCCAAACCAUUAUUUUCUGCCAACAUAAAUCAGCUUUAGAUGUAUGAGAAUUACAUCUUGUGUAAGUCUUGAUUAAACCUUUUCCUUUUAACAAUCUCACUAGCUCUUGAUAUUGUGCUUUCUCCUUUUUCCUUUAAGACAUAAUCUUUAAAACCACUGAAAUAGAUAACCCUUAUAGUCAGUAGCCUGGUGUUCCAGCCAAGAUUUUACUGUCAACAUAGAAACUGUCCUGUUAACUUCUGAAACCUUCUCUGGCAAAGCUCACUAUCCCCACCACCGCCAUCAAAAAGUCAUUUCCCCAUACAAGUCCCACACACGGCCUAACAAUGGGAGCAGAGGAUUAGAACAGCGCUCUGUCUCAGAGAAAAGGGGGGAAAAAAUCUGUUCCAAUCACUGGAGAAGAGUCGGACUAGUUGGCCACAUUUCUUCCUCUGGAUUUUUCCAAUGAAGCGGUUUUGUUUUUAUGCUAUUAUCUCUCUUUGCCAUCAGACAGCGUGUGGCAUUGUGAUCAGAUCAUUGGAUUGUUCGUCUGCUGAAUGGUUAAAUCUGCUCUCUGAUGUGGAGGAAUCUUCAAAGUGGAGAAACCCACAGGGGGACGUUGCUAGUUGAUAAUUAAUGUAGUCAACUGCAUUGCCAAUUUUAGAUUUCCAAGAUGAGAAACUGAAACAUUUCUGCUUUGAAUCUAGCAACAAGCACUACCAAAUGUCUUACCUCAUCUUCAGAAUGCUUCCUUGGAAAACUGUUCCCACAAAAUAUGAAUUCUGGAUCUUUUUUUGAAAACCAAAAGAGAUUUAGCUCUUUAUUAACUCUUAUGUGGUUCCAGUAGAAAUUAUUCUCUAUGGUUUCGUUUUAUUGGAUUUUUAUUCGUACCCCAAUCCUUUACAUUUCCACUCAGUAAGGGACUGUACGUUAUUUAUAAUGAGGGACACCUGGAGUAAAAUAUAUUUUUAGAUAUAGAAUCGGCUUCCUAUAUCGCAACAAAGCAUCCUUCACUCAUGCUGCCAAAC
Molecule: messenger RNA, 7646 nt
Organism: Salmo salar (Atlantic salmon)
Lineage: Eukaryota; Metazoa; Chordata; Actinopteri; Salmoniformes; Salmonidae
Product: retinoic acid receptor RXR-alpha-B
Biological process (GO): regulation of DNA-templated transcription
Cellular component (GO): nucleus
Molecular function (GO): nuclear steroid receptor activity; sequence-specific DNA binding; zinc ion binding
Source: RefSeq, a predicted model, not a curated record